GGAUCAAGUUGAGAUGGCCGAGUCAUAGCCGUCCAUAUUUACACUUUCAAAAACUGAAAUCUGAACGGUCCGGAUCAAAUAUCGCCUCACCAAAAUUUCCCCUGCCCGCGCUUUUCCCCAAACCCCUCCAUUUUCCACCGUACCCAAAAUUCGCAGAGAAGCCAAAGCAACCGCAGCAAUGGCUCAAGCCGCGCGGCUUAACCUCCGACUGCAGAAGGAGCUCAAGCUCCUCCUCACUGAUCCUCCGCCGGGCGCCUCUUUCCCUCUCCUCGCUUCCUCCUCCUCCCUCACCACCAUCGACGCCCAGAUCAAAGGUCCAGAAGGAACCGUGUACGCCGAAGGGUUCUUCAACAUUAAGAUUCAGAUACCCGAGAGGUACCCGUUUCAGCCUCCGAGUGUGACAUUUGCGACGCGAAUUUACCACCCGAAUAUCGACACCGGAGGCCGGAUUUGCCUCGACAUUCUCAAUCUUCCUCCGAAGGGGGCAUGGCAACCAUCAUUGAACAUUUCAACUGUGCUUACAAGCAUUGGGUUGUUAUUGAGUGAACCCAAUCCAGAUGAUGGCCUCAUGCGUGAAGCGAGUAGGGAAUUCAAAUACAACAGGCAAGCUUUCGACCAGAAAGCUCGAUCUAUGACUCAGAAAUAUGCCCAGUCUUCCGCUUCUGGGAGUGUUUGUGACUCUCAAUCUCAACCUCAAAGCAGUGCAAAUCCACUCACAGUGCUGCUGGAGGUUAAAGCUUCAAUCCAUGAGUCAAAACAUGAAGCAGAGGAGUCUGCUGUGAGUAGUCAUAAGAAGGUAAUUGGGGGUAGCAGGAAGCUGUCACUGGAGUCUUCAGGCCAAACCCAGAAAAGGGAUGUUUGCGGGAAAGGAAAUGAAGUGCCAAAAGUGCAACUCUUUGCCUCUGAUUUCGGAAACAAGAUGGAAGUCAAAGGAACAGAAAAGUUGCUGGAAGAUAAGUGCAGUCAGAGUCAGGAGAAGAUAUGUGGGAGCAGACGAAAACUAUCGCUAGAAGCCCUCAGCCAACCCGAGAAGAAAAGUGAUGGUAUGGAGAAUGUGGUGGCAAAUCACCGUUCAUCACUUAAACUGCAAAACCUUCCUGUGCCAUCUUCAGGAUCGGUUGCACUGCAAUCUGGCAACAGUUACAAGCAAGGACUUCAUCAGAGUCAAGAUAGUAAAUUGAUAGAUGACAACACAGGAGUGAGAUCAAAGAGGCUGCGUCAAUUCGAAAACAAGCAGUCAUUGGCUUCUUUAAACACAUCCCAAAUAUUUGAUGAAAACAACGAUAAAAAGUUCAUUACCCCUCAACUGCCGCCCUCAGUGUCCCAUUCCGAUGCGUUAUCGGAGCCUUUGUCAGCGGCACCAGCUCUUGACAGCAUCAACUCACAACCACAUAAAGAUUUGAUUGAUGGAAUGGGAAAUGGCUCCGUUGGUAUAAGUUGCAAGAAGCUUUGCUUAGCUGGCAAGAAGCUUUCGUUGGGAUCUAGAGGCUCAUCAGAGGCACAUGGAAAGGCUAACAAGGAGAAUGUGGCGCCAAAGUUGACUGAGAAUCAUACAGAAUGUGAGAUGGCUCAUUUGCAAGAGAACAACAAUAAUAACACGCUUCCGCAGCCCCGGAGUAUCUCUUCAUAUCCAUCCAAGGCCCUUCCUGAGCAACAACAGAAUUUGAAGCGGGAUGAGAAGCAACAGUCUGAUGAAGAUUACAAUUGUGGGAUUGCUGCAGGGAUUAAUAAGCAAAAGGAAGGGAAAAAAUUGGCAAUGUGUGAGGCUGAGGCAGUGAUUGUGUUGGAUAGUGAAAGUAGUGAUGAGGAAAGGAGUAGACCUGCGAUGACUCUAUCAGUGCUAGCAAGAAAGCGAAUGGGAAAGUGGAGAGUAAGAACUUGACAGUCUUUGGACUCCAAAUCAAUCAAGCCGUAUGUUUGUCCUUACCAAAUUUUGUGCUCUUACUUGCUACUCAGAAUGCUAAUUGUUCCAAUUCACCUGAAAACAGCUGGGCAUUUUACCCACAAACUUGGCAAACGUUCCCUUG
Malus domestica (apple) is the source of this 2027-nucleotide messenger RNA. RefSeq lists its product as uncharacterized. The record is from RefSeq and is a predicted model, not a curated record. NCBI's taxonomy places the organism in Eukaryota, Viridiplantae, Streptophyta, Magnoliopsida, Rosales, Rosaceae.